AUGACAGAAGAUUCUUUGGCCGCCAUUAAGUCAUUUUUCCACGUGAACGCAACCCUGUCCGCUCUCCAGGUUAGACUAGAGCGCUACCAAGGUGCGUCCGGCGUGCUACGCGAGGCGGCGGCCGCCCUAGAGGCCGUUCGCUCCUUCGAACCCCUCGUGCAGGCAGAGAUCCCUCUAUGGGGUCAAACCGACAGGCUCGAGGACGUUGACGAGGGGGAGUCCCUGCUUCCGGAUGAGGAGGACGCCUCCCUCUCCCCGUGCGGCGCCACGGCAGAUGAAAUGGAGGAGGAGACCGCGCUCAUCAGGGAGUGGCUUGCCACGCUUGGAGACUGCCCCGCCGCGGCGUCGCUGGCAGGCCUGUCGAAUAUCGCCGCCACGUUGGCAGGGACGCGUCUGACGGUAGAUCGCAAAUCCGCGUACCUCUGCGCCCGGCUUACGCAUACUCAGCAGCGGAUCCAGGCCCUCCAAGAUGACGUGAGGCGUGUGAAGGAGCGGGUGGGCUGGCUGUUUAGGUGCCCUCACGUCGCAUUGGAGCUGGAGGUGGCGUGUGCGCAGUGGCUUUGUGAUCUUGCGCAGGGGCACUGCCCAACUGAUGGAGAUCCCAAGCCUGCGGAAUCGGAUGUCCCUGGUGAUGGGAUCGAUGCGUUACUAUCCAGAGAAGAUUUAAGUGACUCGGCUAAGAACUUUUGGGUUCAGCUUGAGCAAUCUCACCGUAUGAUCUGGGCUAUAUUGCAAGGAAUGCCCUCUCGGUCCACAGAAAGGGAGCUGUACCGGCAAAGACUUCAGCAACAGCGCGCUAGAACGCUUAAUGCGUGUCAGCAUGCAUUAGCAAAUUUCAGCGGCAGAUUGUGA
This is a messenger RNA of Phytomonas sp. EM1, 852 nucleotides long. Lineage: Eukaryota; Euglenozoa; Kinetoplastea; Trypanosomatida; Trypanosomatidae. The record is from the annotation of a GenBank genome assembly.